CUCCCAGAGUCCCGCCGCGGCCGUUCGGCUGAGGAGCUGCGCGGAGCUGAGUGUAAACAUGGCGGUCGGGAGACAGACAAAGACGAGUCAGGCUGGGAUGUGAGCGGCGGGGGAGACGCUGGGGGCGAGCUGGGCACGGAGGGCGGGCGUCGUCUUCGUCAGCAUCUCAUCGGGAGCGAGUCAGGCCUGCCGCCCGCUGGGAGCCGAGGCUCGGUGACUAGACAGGUUCUUCUGGUUACUGAGGACGCAAGGGACCAGCAAGUGUUUCCCGAAAGGGCCGCGUAGCCGCUUCCUUGGAUCGGAUCUUCUCUGUCCCCGGCAUGGUGCCCGGCCGUGGCUGGCCUCGCCUAUGAUCCUGCUGAUAUGCGUCCAUCUGCAGACGGAAGUGUCCUGAGUCUGCCAGAAACCAUGUCCCAUUAUACGGAUGAACCCAGAUUUACCAUAGAGCAGAUAGACCUGCUCCAGCGCCUCCGACGCACGGGAAUGACCAAACACGAGAUCCUUCACGCCCUGGAGACGUUGGAGCGCCUGGACCAAGAACACAGCGAUAAGUUUGGAAGACGAACCACCUACGGGAGCAACACCUACAGCAACAGCACCAACACCAUCCCCGCCACGUCCUCCACCGCCUCAACACAGACCCUCCACUGCGGCAUGUCCCCGUCCCCCAGCAACAGCUGUGACACGUCCCCGCAGCCCUGCACUACCAACCAGAACGGGAGAGAGAGCAGCGAGAGGCUUCCGACCUCCAACGGCAAACUGUCCCCAACACGCUACCACACCAACAGCAUCGGCCCCAGGUCGUACAGCUUCGAGGCUUCCGAGGAGGAUCUGGACAUAGACGACAAGGUGGAGGAGCUCAUGAGGAGGGACAGCAGUGUCAUCAAGGAAGAGAUUAAGGCUUUCCUGGCGAACCGGAGAAUAUCCCAAGCAGUGGUCGCCCAAGUAACAGGUAUCAGCCAGAGCAGGAUCUCUCACUGGCUGCUCCAGCAAGGAUCCGACCUGAGCGAACAGAAGAAACGAGCGUUUUACCGAUGGUACCAGCUGGAGAAGACAAGUCCAGGUGCAACGCUGAGCAUGAGGCCAGCACCCAUCCCCAUAGACGACACCGAGUGGAGGCAGACCCCGCCCCCCGUCACCGCCACCUCCGGGACCUUCAGGUUACGACGGGGAAGUCGUUUCACGUGGAGAAAGGAAUGUCUGGCCGUCAUGGAGAGCUAUUUUAAUGAAAACCAGUAUCCGGAUGAGGCCAAGAGAGAGGAGAUCGCAAAUGCGUGCAACGCGGUUAUACAGAAACCAGGCAAGAAGCUCUCCGACCUGGAGCGUGUCACCUCCUUGAAAGUGUACAACUGGUUCGCCAACAGGCGGAAGGAGAUUAAGAGAAGAGCCAAUAUCGAAGCAGCAAUCCUGGAGAGUCAUGGCAUCGAUGUACAAAGCCCUGGAGGUCACUCGAACAGCGACGACGUAGAUGGAAACGACUAUUCCGAACAGGAUGACAGCACCAGUCAUAGCGAUCACCAGGACCCCAUCUCCCUAGCUGUGGAAAUGGCCGCCGUCAAUCACACCAUCCUGGCACUGGCCCGUCAAGGCACCGGAGAGAUCAAGACAGAAGCGCUGGACGAUGACUGAUACAUAAAAAAAAAAACAGCGGGAAGGGUCAAGAAACAUUAAAAAAGAAAAAAAAUGUACUUUAGAUUUUAGAAGUAGCACCUGAGCAAUCUUUCCUCAGUCCUUAAUAUGUGUUCCUAUUAUCAGUAUAACUGCAGUCUCUCUCUUGUACGUUGAGUUAGCUGGUAGGGUCUCGUCCUGUGAAGAUGGCAUGGUGCCCAUAACCGUCGCGUCUGCUUUCUCAGUAUUAAGUCCAGCCAUAACCAUACCCCACCCCAUGCCCCCCCAGGUCUAGAACACUUUACUCGGUUCUGGCAUUCCAGUUUACAAGUGCUUCCAGUCAUCCCCACCUCCCCUUUCCCGUCUGUGUCCGUCACUUCGCUCUACGCACUUUUUAAAUAAUUUUUUUCAUUUAAAUUUUUGAAAAGACUUUUCUCCAAAGUAGGGAGCAUUUGAAGAAGUUGUGAUGGCACAGUCCUACACCGUACAAUGCAGCCUUACUCAGCUCCUCUUCAUCCUUCGUUGAGUGUUAUUUAAUAACCGUUUGUGCCAGUAAGGGGCAUGAAAGCAGAGGUAUUUAUUAGUAUUAUAUUUUUUUACCUAUAGGUUGUUUUCUUUUCAGCAACCAGAUUCGCUUUCCAAACCUGUCCUAUGUAUAUUGUUUGCAAAAACACUAAAAAUUGAGCGGAAGCCGGAGAUGUGUAAAAAGGGAACUGUAAAUGUCAUGACAAAACAAAAAAAAAAUCUCUGAUUGUGGUGUGAACAGGAAAUACUCUCAUCCCCAAUGUCAGAUUUAUGUCUUUACUUUACCCACGUUUCGACUCUGUAUUUCGGCACUAGUUGCCGCAGCAGCUACCUGAUCUGCUCUGUGUCCAGACUGUGGAGGGAGCAGCCCUCUCUGCCUCUCACAGCAGGAACUCUCAGCAUAAUCGUAGAAUUACUUCCAGCCAGUAUCAGGCACAGAGAUAAUCGCCUCCUACACUAAAUAAGCUUUGCCAAUUGACGAUUUGGGAUUUUGAUGGCGACGUGGACGUCAGUGCACUAAAAUUUUAUGUUGAAAUCAUUGCUGCUUUUUUUUUUUUUUUAAGCAUAUAUCAAUUUGCUCACUAUUUUUUAGGCUUUGGACUUUGCCUUUAAGAAUACCAGACUGAUUUUUACUAAUGAAUUAAUGAAUGCACUUUUACUUGCUAUUACUGAGAGCUUUUUGAUGUGAUUUUUUAAUUUUUAUUUUUUUGGUGUCUUUUCUGUAAGUACUGAACGUAUGGCAAUUCUGAGCUCCUUGUUUUAAAGCACCGAAGUACGGCCUACUAACCCCAGUUUUUCCGGAUACUCAAGUUCUAAAUGCAUGAUCAUUUCUGGUGCUGCAGAUGACUUCCUGUGUGGGUGACUACCAGGUCUGUACCGUGGUCACCUGUAGUUCUGUGCAGCACAAUGGGCCUGCCUAUAUGUUGUAGACAAAGCUGCUUGAUGGUGCUGAUUCAUAAGCUGGAAGGAAAGGUACUGUAGAAGUGUGUGGGGGGGGGGGGGCGGGGGGUUUACCAAAUAUUUCAAAAAUCCUAUAGAUCAAAAAACACUACAAAAAUUUAAAGGGACAUGUCGGGCAUGCUUCCCUACAUCUAGAAGAUCAUAGCCCACCCCCGGAGUGGCUUGUAUGUCUUCCCCAGACCUUCCAUAGUGAGACCUGUCCUGUUAUAUACAAUAUGAACAUCUAUUCCCUUUACUACAUGUAAUCGGACACUUGAUUUAAUCGUCCCCUACCACCCUGCAGAUUUGUUGCCGUGUCCUCCACCCUCUGACAACUUUGCACUUCAAUCCCCUUUACUCUACGGUUUGAGCUCCUUGGUGCUUGACUUGAACCAAUUAUUGUCCCAGUAUUCAGCCACCUGUCCAGGUUUAUAAUCUCGUCCAUAGGGGGGAGGGCAGAAUUAUAGCAGUUGCUUUCUUGCCCAUAGGGGGCGGUAUUAUAAUGGUUGUAUUCAGUAUUAUAGUAGGUAUUAUGUGGUUAUUUUAUUUUGUUGGGAUGUUGCGGUUGUUUCCCUCCACCCAAUUCCAAUGGAUCAGGGAUUUGUUGGUUUUCCAAACGGUCUCACAUCGGCAGACGCCUGAAGACUAGUCUGGGGUUCAACGUUCUUUCUGUAUUACAAUGGACCUCAACUUUGGUGAGCCCCUGCCAUAGGGUCAGAGACCAUGGUCUUUUUUACAGGUUUGGGAGAUGAUGGUCUUCACGUGCAUGCAGCAUUCGGCUGAGUAUUAUGACCUGUAGUGGAGGGCGUCACUAGGGCUGCCUUCACACGCUGCAGAUUGUGUUGCAGAAAUUCAUAUGCUUGCCGUCAAGGUGAAUGGAACUAAUUUUCAGUCACAGAAAUUUCUGCAACAAAACCUGCCAUGUGUGAAGCCUCCUCCCCUAAGAACAUAGCCAGCAACAUAUCCAACAACCUAAAAUAGUUUCUACGAGCAAAAGAAGAACACUAAACCGGAGGUGGUACUUCAGGGCUCCAUACAGGUUCCGAUGUCUGUCCAACUGGGAUAUAUUUCCCGUGCAUUAUGGUGCAGCCACCUCCUUUGGUGAACCAUGUAUAGUUGCAGGUCUCCUGAUGGAAGAGAUCCAAGACCACAGGACGGGCUGCUGCAGGGAUCUCAGAUUCCCAGCCGUUUUCCUGAGCUUCUGUCAGCAGAACACAGAAUGCUCCUUUGACUCUAACAUUUGGAAGUGACUUUGAGCAUGCAUGAUUUUUUUUGUUUGUUUUAAUGUGUUUUUAGAAAAAUUUUCUGGUAGCAUCCAGUGAUCUACGUUGAUAAAAGCUUAAUAAGCUGACUGUUAAAAACUUGCAUUUAUUAACAGCAGGUCAUAUACAUGAUAGAUAUAUAUAUACACACACACAGUCUAUUAAUUGAGGAGCAAUAAUACCUUUUUGUUUUUUCAUUUUCGUCCCAAAACAUUUCUUUUUUGCAGUGCAAGACCCAGUGUGAUAGCGUUGUAAGAUUUCUGCUCUGAAUCCCCCAAUUAUUACCCCAGCUAAUUAGCCCUUUUGUGAUGUAUUUUUAUUUUUGAAUUAACUUUAUUUUUUUUUUAAACAAAUUUAGAUUUUGGAAUUUUUAUUUAUUUUUUAAUCUUACGUUGUUCGGUAAUUGAAAACUGUGUAUUUCAUCUUCAUUACCGUCCUGUGACGACUUCACGGGAAUAUCGUGUACAGUAAUUUUAAUUUUAUUUUUUUGCGCUGUAUAUACAGAUUCAUUUCUAUAGCUUUUUCCAGAUAUAUUGUCAAUAGCAGAUAUUUAAUUUGUUUUAGAUUUUUGUAUAUAUAAAUGAGUUUUGUCAAGGUUGCCAAGGUGCGUUAUCGGGUGCCUUACUACAUAGAAGACGGAGUUUGAGUUGCAGUAAAAUAUUAUUUUUUUUAAAAUUUAUUUGUUUUUUGUCCAUUUGAGCGCACUAUUUGUGUUCACCUUAAAAUGGUGAUUACCACCACCACUCCCCAAACCCCCCCCCCCCCCCCCCCCCCAAAAAAAAAUUCCGGGAGUCCGACCCACACCGAUGUGAUAUUGAUGACCUAUCCCUGGGGAUAGGCCAUUCAAUAUAGGAAACUGGCCAGCCCCUUUAAGCCGUACAUUCCUUGGUCCUGGUCCAGUUGGCGGUUUUUGUGAUGGGUAGCACCUUUUAGUUUGCUUCUUUGUCUUCUGCAAAUGUGGGCUAACAAAAAGUUAUGAACUUUUCAUGGACACUUAAUAAUGAGAGAAGAAAAUGGCACAUAUUUUAAUGGAAAAAGAUAGUUAAACCCAAUUUCCCCCACCUUCCAUCAGCCAUAACAUUUUUUCAGUGGGACGGCACCGGUUUAUAGAACUUGGUAUUCACCAUAGCCCUGAGCCGAGUGCUUCCUGGUCCCGGGAAAAACAUUGGGGCCGUUUUUUAUUCCUUGAGAGAUGAAAACCAGUGUCUGAUGUGACCUGCAAAUGAAUCAAAGCAAUGUCAAAGACUCGGACUGAUGAGGACAGCCCCAAGAAUGGUCAUCCUAUCUAGAGACCAUCUCCCAAAAAGUUUCCUAAACGGAGGACUCUAAUAUCUCAAAAUAUCCAUCUUGGUGGAUAAAAUAUAAAAAAUCCGCUAUCCCAGAAGUCACUUUGGAUCUAACUGUAUCGCUGAUAAACGGUAGAAUUUAUAGUCGGCAGCUUUCAUGGUUGUGAAACUCAGACAUUACUUACCGGGUCCAUCGAUGAUUAAUCUCCUGGUGAUUCAAUCUCCUAUUAACCAGCUCUCAGCCCGGCCUGAUUUAUGUCACAUUGUGAAUGUUUUUUGUACCUUGGAGCCAUAUAUUACUGAUCUGGUCUUUGGCUCCUGUAUACGGUGAUAUCGGGCUCCUCAGCCUUGUGUCUCUUCACCUCCUGUAUUUUUCAGUAUGUGCCCAUAUAUUAUAUAGUCGGUUGAUAUUAGGGGGUGAAUUUUCAGGACUGAGCUGCUGUGAUGAAGAUAAAUACUCCUGGUAAUGAGUAACAAGCUUUUAACAUUUAUUUUCGUCAUUACUCAACACAAUAAUUUCUUUACUUCGAAUAUUAAAAGUCAGACCACACUGCAGUGAGCGUGUAUGCAUGCUGUAAGGAGCACCAUGGCUCCCUUGACAUCCUGUCUGGGUGACCACCUGUUAAUACAUGGAGCUUACAUGUACUAAAGUGGUCACACAUGUUCUUUCCACCGCAGACUGCUUGAAGAUUGCCUACGUAUAAAACUGUGACUGCUGUGAAGGCGAUGAAGACUUUAUGCAAAUAUGUCCAUGUUGUAGAUGUUGUUGAAUGUGGGAUUUUAUAAAUCAGAAAAAUUCAGCUCCAUGCAAACACAUCCUUGCCAGAGCCAUGCAGCCUGAGGGGACCUGGCCCUACUGUCUUCUAUUUUAGUGAUUGGUGGUGGGGGGUUGUCCCAGCAAUUGGACAUCACUGGCUUUACUUUUUUCAGCCUCCGGUAGAUUGGUGAUGAGUGUUUUUGACUGCAAUACCCCUUUAACCCCACACAUAAGGUAGGGCAAGCUUUAAAGCUGGCCAGAUACCCUAGGGAUGCAAACACAGGCUCCGGACAUGUUCACGCCAGUGUAAUCAAAGGUGGAGGGGCGGACAUUCCUUUGAAAAUACAUAGUCGAAAGUUGGGCACCUUGAAGAGCCUUUUACUUUACAUUAUACCAGAGGCUUGACCCUUCUGUAAUGGUUUAAAGAAGGACGUUUUGUAAGGUCUUUGCUAAAUUAGUGUUGGAUUUGCUGAGAUCCAUGGAGUUGGGUUCCAAGUGGUAGGAGAAGGGUGUUCUUUGAGAUGGGAGGUUUCCUGCUGUUCUAGAAUUAUUAUUUUUUAUUUAUUUUUUGCAAAGAUUCUGUAAUAUUUCCAAGUGGUCACCAUUUCUGUCCUUUUCUGCUAAAUGCUACUCUGAUUUUGGAUUUUCAUAUAAUAGUUCCCACAUGCUUUUCCAAGUAACUGCUGGUUAGAGGGGGGCAGCCCAUGACGCUCCACCUUUUUGUAGCUCUGAUGUGGCCAGGGGGGGGAACCAAUCUGACCCCUCUUCCGUUAUGCAAGUGCCUACAAUUCUAAGUAUGCUUCCUGCCCACUUGGUAAAAUACCUCUGCUCGUGUUGUAUGGUUGGGUCAUUUCUCUCUCUAGAAGCUCGUCCUGAGUCUUACUUGGCUUCUUAUCACACCACAUCCCUGCAUAGAGAUUAUAAACCAGGGUCGACUCGAUUGAUUGGUAUUGGCCCUGGGUUAGAAGACUGGUUGCUGAGGAAGAAUGUAAAGGGGUAUUUUGCCCACUUCAAAUGCACAUUCAUCAGUGUCUGGUAGGUGGUGUCCACUUUGCAGCAAUGGCAAGACCCAUAGUAGCCAGUUCUACUCUACUUCUCAUCAGACGGUUUCUAAUGUCAAACGUAGGUCAAGCUACUUAUCUGACCUUGAUGUCUAUUGUCGGAAUACCACAUUCUAUGGUCAUCGGUUCCCUGUGGUCAGUGAUCAUCCCUAAGCCCAUUUAUCAUAAUAAUUAACCAGAUUUUGAGGUAACUUGACCUCCUUUGGUCCACAGCCCAUUGAUGUGAUGGCUGCUUCUGCUCUACAGGCCACCGAUGACCAUGGACACCUCUAUAUGUUAAUAUUUAUUGUUGUUUCUGUAUCCUUUCCUUGUAAAUGUGCCAUCAAGGGAUGUUCAGUUCACGCAGGACAGAAAGCAAUAUGAUAUACACAGCGCUCAGUCUACAGGGUGGUUUCUUAGUACCCGAGAUUCCAAAAUAGGUGCAAAAACUAACUUGUAAUGUAUGAUGAAAGGGAUCUUCUAAACCUCGAAUGGUCAACGUGGUGACCAUAGUGGUCCUCUGCAAUACUUGAAAGAACCUAUUCCUCCAUAAACCCAUUCUGUGCAGUUUCUUGUCUUCUACUUCCAGCCUCAUUUCUGAGGCACGAGGAACAGUGUUACAGGUUAGUGAGGUCGCCCAUAGGCAAGUCUGUAGCCAAAGAGGCUUCACCGAAAUGAUUCGAAUACACCUGGUCAUGUCUCAUGAUUCCCCGUAGGUCGUGUUGGAAAGUGAUCCGGGACCAGGUCAACAAGGAGAACAUUGGGUUAUUAGUCGUGUUCGUGAAAACUCUCAAAAAUCUUGGGAGAUGUCCCAUUGACUAGAACUUCUUAAUAAUAUUCAAGCCUCUGGUUUACCACCACCAUAGUCCACCUCUUGUACAUACUCCCCUUCUCCCCGUUUCUCACAUAUUAGACACAUCACAUACAGGAAUGUACGUUACGUCCCAACGGCAAAGCGACCCUUCCCAGAAAACCUAACUUCUCCCUCUGCAAACUGGAUGCUGCUUUAUGCAAAACACUUGUCUGAAAGCUACAAAAAGACAACUCCUGAGUAAAAAAAAUAAUAAUAAAAACUAAAUAAAAAGCUAAGCUGAAUUUAUAAGCCUUGUUGCAUAUGAGCCAAAAGUGCAAAAAGCUCUAUUUACAACCUAUCCUGCCACUCAUUAUAAAUAUAAAUAUAUAUAUAUGAAUAUAUUAAGAUCACACUGUUCUACAAAAUUGUGUAUUUGUAUUUUUGUGUACGUACAAUUUUCUGCUAAGCAGAAGGAGGUUGUAGUAUAGGAUGAGCGUCAAAAAUUUAAAUAAGGCUUUUUUUUGUUUGUCUUUUAAUUUACAUUUUAUUUUUUUAAUGUUUUUCUUUUACAUUUUCUCUUUGUCACUUGUGUUCUCUAAUCCCAUUGCUGCCCAAAAAAAAAAAGCUAAAAGGCCGAUAGGUCUACAGAGCAGCAUCGGGGGGGUUAGAUACAGUAUCAAACUGCCUGUCUCGUCUUAUGUGUAUAACACUGUUUUCCAAGGUGCAGUACCUCUCUCCUUUAAUAGAGGGCGCUGGUUAAAAGUAUUUACGUAAGGAAUCGGGAACUCAAUGUGGUGGACUUCAUAGAGUCAAGGGCCGUAUUUCACCAUCAUGAGCCAACUUUUGAUUAAAUUCUGAUCCAGAAUCUGGUUUGGGGGGGGGUCUUCUACAAAAUUACACCCAAUGUUUUUGUAAUUGAAAACCCCCUAAAAAUUGUUUUCUCUGUCCCCAUAAAUCACUUUUUCGCCCCCUACCUCGAAGACCUUUUGUAGGAGAUAGAAGACCUCAUUUCAUAGCCUUGACUAAUUGAUGACUUUGUCUCAUCCCAGAUGUCAUGAGGGAUCAGCGUGUUGCCCCUUCUUCAAAUUAGGUGUCUUUUUAGGCACCAUUGAAUUGGGGGUAACCCCUUAAAGGUGCAGACCUGUUGGUGAAUCUUCAAAUCAAAGACCCCAUUUUGUUUGUCAAGAAAAUUAAGCUGGUCAUACACAAUUGACUUGGGUCGGCGGCAGUGGAUGACAGCAUAUGUCGAUGUAGAAAGGAUCAGACAUGUUGAAGUGCAAUAUGCCCGAUCCUUUGUUCUCAGGGAGAUAAGCCGUUGCCAGGGAUGUCUGGCCUCGGCUUACUCCCCUCUCCCCAUUUAGGUCACAUGCAUAUUUGACUGAACUGAGCAUGCAUGUGUACAAGAAGGUCGAUAGGAAUAGCUUUCGGUUAAACGAUCCCACCGCUAUGGAAUGUAUGGCCCUCUUUAGACUCAGCCCAGUUAUACGAAUAUUUUUUACCUAGAAAAAUCCUGCCAAAAAGUGUUGAAUGGAGACCAGAAAAAACAAAGCACUUUUUGGUGUGCAGUGCCCUCGUCAGGAGAGAAAUACUGCAUCCCCUCGGGUAGGGCUCUCAAAUAUAAUGUGUGUAGAGAAUAAAUCCUUGUUUCUAUAUGUUGGACAGAAAAAAUAAGAAACAAGCACCUAUUGUAUUCAAGAAGAUAGUGAAGCCGAGUCCUGUAUCAUUGUAUCUCCUAUUCUGGAUUAGUGCCUUUUGGACAGUAGACUGUUCUGUAAUUAACAUGUAGUAUACUGCUUUUUUGUACAGUUUUUUGUUUUACGGAUUUUUUUUAAUUUGUGUUUAUUUUGGUAUUGUACUACUAGGAAAUUAAAAAAGAAAACCUGUAACUGAA
Molecule: messenger RNA, 10101 nt
Organism: Bufo gargarizans (Asiatic toad)
Lineage: Eukaryota; Metazoa; Chordata; Amphibia; Anura; Bufonidae
Gene: HMBOX1
Product: homeobox containing 1
Exons: 10
Coding region: 364-1629 (421 amino acids)
Biological process (GO): positive regulation of DNA-templated transcription
Cellular component (GO): nucleus
Molecular function (GO): double-stranded telomeric DNA binding
Source: RefSeq, a predicted model, not a curated record